Molecule: messenger RNA, 1604 nt
Organism: Drosophila ficusphila
Lineage: Eukaryota; Metazoa; Arthropoda; Insecta; Diptera; Drosophilidae
Gene: Bmcp
Product: mitochondrial uncoupling protein Bmcp
Biological process (GO): transmembrane transport
Source: RefSeq, a predicted model, not a curated record
GAAAUAUUGACGCCCACACUAAAUUUAUGCCUCCGAGUUGUUGUUUUUGUUUCGUCUCUUAACUUAAGAAAGAGUAAAGAGCUUCCAAAGAAGCAAUCGUAAACCGUAUUGAAUCAGGACAUCAACAGGUGCGGCGCCGGAAAAUGGGAGACGUUAAGGAUUGGCGGCCUUUUGUUUACGGAGGAGUUGCCUCAAUCACGGCGGAAUUUGGCACCUUUCCUAUCGACACUACGAAGACGCGCCUCCAAAUCCAAGGUCAGAAAAUCGACCAAACGUUCUCCCAGUUGCGAUAUCGCGGCAUGGCCGAUGCCUUUGUAAAAAUCUCCCGCGAGGAGGGACUGAGGGCCCUGUAUUCCGGUAUUUGGCCAGCGGUAUUGAGGCAGGCGACCUAUGGCACCAUUAAAUUCGGCACCUACUAUACGCUUAAGAAGCUGGCCACCGAACGUGGUUUGCUGACAAACGAGGAUGGCAGUGAAAGAGUGUGGAGCAACAUUCUCUGUGCGGCGGCGGCAGGAGCUAUCUCCUCGGCGAUCGCCAAUCCCACGGACGUACUGAAGGUCCGAAUGCAGGUGCACGGGAAGGGUCAGCACAAGGGACUGAUUGGCUGCUUUGGGGAGAUAUACAAAUACGAAGGAGUACGUGGUCUCUGGCGAGGAGUGGGCCCAACGGCCCAGCGGGCCGUCGUAAUCGCCUCCGUGGAGCUGCCUGUCUAUGAUUUCUGUAAGCUGCAGCUAAUGAACGCCUUCGGAGAUCACGUGGCCAAUCAUUGUAUCUCGAGCUUUAUUGCCAGCUUGGGUAGUGCCAUUGCCUCAACCCCCAUAGAUGUCAUACGGACCCGCCUAAUGAACCAGCGACAUGUGAGCAUAUCAUUAAAUGGAGUUGUCACGGCGGCAGCCACACCAAAGCUUUACAGCGGGAGUCUUGACUGCGCUGUGCAAACGAUCAGGAACGAAGGACUUCUAGCCCUGUACAAAGGAUUCAUACCCACCUGGGUGAGGAUGGGUCCGUGGAAUAUAAUAUUUUUCAUUACGUACGAACAACUCAAGAAAUACUAGCAUAGGCGAGUGGAAUGUGCAGGGAAUCCAAGUACAAGUCGUAUUCUAGCAUUCAAACCAAAAAGAUCAGAUCUGCUGCCAGACCUGGCGUAACUUUAGGAUCAUAGUUAAAGAACAGAGGGGUCACUAAAGUGCCUGUAACACACUGGCUAUUCUAUAGCCUCCAACCUGAUCCAGUCUCAUCUUGCCUUGGGCAAGAGUGAAAACGAUUUGUCGCAUUUAAAAUGUUGGCGUAUUUAAGUAUUUGCAUUUUUGGGAAAUUUUUCAACGAAGAAUAUUAGCUGUUGCCAUGGUUUGGUCGUUGCACUCUAUUUAGCUAAAUUAAGCUUUUAAAUUAAUUACUCUCUUAGUGGAAACUUUGCAUGAUUUGAAUUUGUAUUAAAAGCGCAUUUUGUUUUCUUCGAAAUGUAGACAUAAUUUUCGAUCGUAUUAAAUAUGCAUCAUUGUAAAUAUAUGCAUUUAGUAAUAUUUAUCUUACUAAUAAUGUUACUAAUACAGAAUGUACAUGUAUACAAAUUUACUCAAUAAACUGUUUGUUGGAAAUCUCAA